Messenger RNA from Echinops telfairi (small Madagascar hedgehog), 3219 nucleotides. RefSeq names its product transmembrane protein 67 (gene TMEM67). The transcript is spliced from 26 exons. The record is from RefSeq and is a predicted model, not a curated record. Gene Ontology annotation, cellular component: ciliary transition zone; MKS complex. Gene Ontology annotation, biological process: cilium assembly. Lineage: Eukaryota; Metazoa; Chordata; Mammalia; Afrosoricida; Tenrecidae. The annotation marks the transcript as partial.
GGGGCCACUUUGUCCGCAGUGGCCCUGACGGCGCUACUCCUGCUGGCCCUCCCCGGAGUCGCGCAAAUGCAGACCUUCUCUCUCCCUUUCCUGCGGCCGGAAUCGUGCGGCCAGAACCAGUUCUUCGACAUCUCCGCGCUGUCCUGUGUCCCCUGUGGAGCCCACCAGAGGCGGGACGCCCGAGGAACUUCAUGUGUGUGCUUACCAGGAUUUCAGAUGAUCUCUAAUAAUGGAGGAGCCACCAUUAACUGUAAAAAGUGCCCAGAAAACAUGAAAGGUGUUACUGAAGACGGUUGGAACUGUAUAUCUUGCCCUCAUGGUUUAACUGCAGAAGGAAAAUGCCAAUGCCCCACUGGCCAUAUUUUAGUGGAAAGAGAUAUUAAUGGAACAUUGUCGUCUCAAGCAACUUGUACACUUUGUGAUGGGAAUGAAAACUCUUUUACGAUAGCAAAUGCUCUGGGAAACAGGUGUGUUCGAUGCGAGCCAACGUUUGUUAAUAUCAGCCGGUCUUGUGCAUGUUCGCAACCUAACAUUUUAACAGGGGGAUUAUGUUUUAGCAGCACAGGGAGUUUUCCUCCACGCAUAAUUUCAACUGCACGUUAUGGAGAGCUUGGCAUGCCGUUAGCUUCAGACUGGUUUGCAAAGAACUUGCAGUCAUCAGCAGCUGCUUGUUGGGUGUAUGCCAACCUAACAUCUUGUCAAGCUCUAGGAAACAUGUGUGUGAUGAACAUGAAUUCUUACGAUGCUGCCACUUUUGAUGCUUGUCGACUGUUUCAGUUUGUCUUUGAAAACACUGCUGGAUUAAGGACUGUUCAUUCGGUUUCAUUUUGGAAACAGAAUCUGCCAUGGCUGUUCUAUGGAGACCAGCCAGGAUUAGCACCGCAAGUCCUCAGCACUACUCCACUUCCUACAAAUUUCAGUUUUAAAGGGCAAGACCAGAAUACAAAACUGAAUUUUGUUGCUAUGUCUUAUGAUGUGAGUGGAAAUUUUCUCAAGUGGCAAACUUUAGAAGGAGGUAUUUUACAGCUUUGUCCAGACACAGAUGUAAGAUUAAAUGCUGCUUAUUCUUUUGGAACAACCUACCAACAAAAUUGUGAGAUUCUUCUCUCUAAGCUCCUAACUGACUUUCCCACUCCAAUAUUUUAUGAUGUGUACCUUGCAUAUACUGAUGAAAACCAACAACAGUAUAUCUGGGCUGUGCCUGUAUUAAACCUCAAUCUUCAGCACAAUAAAUUGUUUGUGAACCAAGACAGUAGUUCUGGCAAGUGGCUCCUGACUCGGCGCAUGUUCUUGGUGGAUGCAGUGAGUGGACGAGAAAACGACUUAGGAGGUCAUCCACGAGUCGUUCGCGUUGCUACCCAAGUGUCAGUGAGCAUCCGCCUUGUUCCCAACACAAAAAGUGGAAACAUCUACCCCCCCUUAAUUACCAUUGCCUACAGUGACAUUGAUAUCAAAGACCCCAGCCUCCAGUCUGUGAAGAUUUCGUUCUCAGUCAACUAUGAAAUGAAUCAAGGAGGGGCACACGUCCAGACAGAUAUUGCUUUGGGUGUGUUGGGGGGCCUGGCUGUUCUCUUGUCUCUCUUGAAGACAGCAGGAUGGAAGAGGCGUAUUGGAAGCCCCAUGGUUGACUUACAGGCUCUGCAAUUUUUACACAAACUCAUAUCCCAGAUUACCAUAGACAUAUUCUUUAUUGACUGGGAGCGACCUAAAGGAAAGGUUUUGAAAGCUGUUGAAGGUGAGGGUGGUGUGCGGAGUGCUGCUGUUCCCGUAAGCAUAUGGAGAACAUAUUUUGUAGCAAAUGAAUGGAAUGAAAUUCAGACUGUGAGAAAAAUUAAUCCACUCCUUCAAGUACUUACUGUCGUCUUUUUCUUGGAGGUUGUAGGAUUCAAGAAUUUGGCAUUAAUGGACUCAUCCUCCAGCCUUACCAGAAGCCCAACUAGCUACAUAGCCCCUUGCAGCCGCAUAUUGAGAUACGCCGUGUCUGCUGCUCUUUGGCUAGCCAUUGGCAUUAUGCAGAUCAUGUUCUUUGCGGGUUUUUAUGAGAGAUUCAUAGAAGAUAAAAUUCGGCAAUUCGUUGAUUUAUGCUGUAUGAGCAAUAUAUCAGUAUUUGUUCUAUCCCACAAAUGUUUUGGUUACUAUAUCCAUGGUAGAUCAGUACAUGGGCAUGCAGAUACUAAUAUGGAAGAAAUGAAUAUGAAUCUUAAAAGAGAAGCGGAAAAUCUGUGUAGCCAGAGAGGUUUGGUACCCAACACAGAUGGUCAGACCUUUCAGAUUGCAAUUUCUAGCCAAAUGAGACAACACUAUGACAGAAUUCAUGAAUCACUAACCAGGAAAAAUGGCCCUGCUAGACUAUUGAGCUCAUCAGGAAGUACUUUUGAACAGAGUAUAAAGGCGUAUCAUGCAAUGAAUAAAUUUCUUGGCUCCUUCAUUGAUCAUGUUCAUAAGGAAAUGGAUUACUUCAUAAAAGAUAAGUUACUAUUUGAGAGAGUCCUUGGAAUGGAAUUCAUGGAACCCGUGGGAAAAAGCAUCUUUUACAACGAUGAAGCUUAUUCUUUCAGCAGCGUUCUCUACUAUGGGAAUGAAGCCACCCUCCUUAUCUUUGACCUACUUUUCUUCUGUGUUGUGGAUUUGGCUUGCCAAAAUUUUGUGUUAGCAGCCUUCCUUACAUACUUACAACAAGAGAUUUUUAGAUUUAUUCGUAACACUGUAGGACAGAGGAAUUUGGCAUCUAAAACCUUGGUGGAUCAAAGAUUUCUAAUAUAAUUUAUGAGAUAACGUUCAGACAAUAUAAUCCUAGCAAACAACAAAAUGUCGUGAUUAUUGGGUUAGUUUGCCAUAUUUUUUAAAACUUGUAAAUAGUUCUGGUUUAUUUUUAUAUCUGUAGAAAGAUUUAUUUUCAUAACUUGUAAAUACAUAAGUUGCUUUGGUACAUAUGUGAUAUAAUUGAACAUGUUAUUUUCCCAUUACUGUUAUUCACCAAAUAAUAAAUUAGAAAGCACUAACUAAAAAACAAGUCUGGCUUUCAACAAUGAACUUCAUAUUGAUAGCCCAAACAAUCCCCAGUUGUCUCUGUAGAUCAUUUUUAAACUGAAAUUUGCUUAUGUUUUGCAACACUGAUAAGAUGAUUAUACUCUUACGUUCUUCAAGAGUGAUUUUCACAGUAUUUUUCUGAUUUGUAUGACUUUUGCAUAAAUAAAUGUUGAACAUUGUUUUCAAGUA